Formica exsecta is the source of this 1029-nucleotide messenger RNA. Its product is annotated as retinol dehydrogenase 13-like. Bases 187 to 1029 code for a protein of 280 amino acids. The record is from RefSeq and is a predicted model, not a curated record. Lineage: Eukaryota; Metazoa; Arthropoda; Insecta; Hymenoptera; Formicidae. The transcript is spliced from 5 exons.
UCCUCAUUCUUGCUGUGUUCACGAAACAUUUCGACUGACUGGUCGAUAACAAAGUCUGAUUAAAUGUUACUUUAGGAAGGAUUUAACAGUCAAACAUAACGAGUUUGUUGAAACAGAUAGUUGACAAUUGCGUUUAAAAAGAACUGUGAAGUAUUGGUUAAGUUGAGUAAAGAAAACAUUGCAAAAAUGUGGCUGUUCCAUAGUCAGUGCACUAGUAAGGCGCGUCUCGUAGGCAAGACAGUGGUUAUAACAGGAGCAAAUACCGGGAUCGGCAAAGAAACUGCCAGAGAUCUCUACAGAAGAGGAGCAAGGGUAAUUUUAGCCUGUCGAAAUUUACAAAAAGCAAAGGAUGCACUUGAAGAUUUAAAAAAAAAUCCACCUUCAAGAGCGGACAGGGAACAAUUUCAAGGUAAUCCAGGUGAGCUCGUAAUUUAUCGAUUGGAUCUCUCUAGCCUAAAGAGCGUGAAAGAAUGUGCAAAAACCUUGUUAAUGAAGGAAUCGGCUAUUCAUCUGCUAAUAAAUAAUGCCGGCGUGAUGAUGUGCCCGCAAGAAACAACGGAAGAUGGAUUUGACUUACAACUACAAACAAACUACAUCGGCCACUUUCUUCUGACGCUUUUGCUGCUGCCAAAAAUGCAAUCUUCUGAUCCUAUCUGUAGAAUAUUGAAUAUAUCAUCGCGUAUUCAUAUUUUUGGUGCUAUACAUGAUGACUUAAAUUUGAAGGAAUCAUACACUCCUCUUAAGGCCUAUAUGCAAAGUAAACUGGCAAACAUAUUGUUUACCAAGGAACUCGCUCGUCGGUUAAAAGAAGCAAACAUUAACGGAAUAAAUGUAUAUUCCUUGCAUCCUGGCGCUAUAAAAACAGACCUAGGUCGGCAUUUUAGUAGAACAAUAUUCCCAGGUGCAAACACUAUUAUUCGAGCGAUCUUGCGACCAGUUUUAAAGAAUCCUGAAGAAGGUGCACAAACGACGAUAUAUUGUUCGGUGGAUGAAAAAGCAGCUAACGAAACUGGUCUCUAUUACCAGUAA